Molecule: messenger RNA, 918 nt
Organism: Phytophthora nicotianae INRA-310
Lineage: Eukaryota; Oomycota; Peronosporomycetes; Peronosporales; Peronosporaceae
Exons: 3
Coding region: 1-918 (305 amino acids)
Source: RefSeq, a predicted model, not a curated record
AUGGAGGGCGAUCGCUCAGGAGCGACAGAGGAUUUACGUGUCAGGUCGGCUGCACCACCACCGUCCCCAGCAUCUUCUCCAAGCGAGAAAGAGUACGACGGACGCAUCGUUCGUUUAGCUUCCAGCAGCGAUGAAGAGUGGGUAGAAACGGCUUCUGAAGCGUCUAGCGCUACAAGCCGGUCUAAGCACAUUCGAUCCGAAGAAUCUUCUCUUCCCCGGAGCUCGGUGGCUGGAUCAAGCGACGAACCAGAGGGUAUUCUUGCGGCACCACCACGUAGGACGCAAUUCGAGUCGUGGAGCGACCUAGAGGACUACCUGAAGCUGUACGAGUCCGAGACAUACCAGAGCUUUCGAGUUCGGACAAAGAACAAGGUGGCGGACAGAAACAAAAAUAUUCGAGAGUCAGGAUCUAAGGCGCCGCUCGUUCCAGAAGAAUGGAUCAACUACGCAAGAACAUUCAUUUGUACACACGGAGUGAAGUACAAGGCAAAGGGAAAGGGAAAAGAAAGCGGCAGCGCUCAAGAGCCUUGCAGUGCGGCGCGCAGUGGUGGAUCCAAAUGGCCCAAAGUUUGUUCGAAGCUCACAUCCGUGCGUCUGGAGCACAACCACCCGUUGCCAAAACACACUUAUAACCAGUAUCCGGACAACCGGACAGCGCUGGAACGCGACGUGCAGUCUACAGUGGACCAUCUUCGCCGGGCUGGAGCAAAGAAGAAGAAUAUUUUGGCCAACAUUCACGACAACUCAUCUUGCAUGCCAACCGAGAAGGACAUUCACAACCUUGUUAACAGGCUGAAGAAGCAAGAACACCCUGCUCCGAUUAGUGCAAAAAGAUUGAAAAGAUGGAUGAUGGAGUUUGCCGAGGAGCCAGGCAACAUUGGCCGCAUCUUUGUUGAUAACGUGCAGGACAACGUAUGA